Molecule: messenger RNA, 4014 nt
Organism: Phyllostomus hastatus (greater spear-nosed bat)
Lineage: Eukaryota; Metazoa; Chordata; Mammalia; Chiroptera; Phyllostomidae
Molecular function (GO): protein binding; zinc ion binding
Source: RefSeq, a predicted model, not a curated record
CUAUUCUGGAGCUUCUUGGCCCCUGGUGUGGAGAGUGAAUCCUGUCCACGACUGCCCCUCAGGCUGGAAUUCCAGAACAAAUAGGCUUUGUUCCCAGGAAGAUUGGGGGUCUUGUGUCUCAGGAUCAAGUGGAUCCUGAAUGGGAUGACAAAUAAUUGGAUGUCCCUACCCAUAUUUGGAUCACACUUCAGUUGUAAACACGGGCAGAGAUCAUUUAAUAUCUACCCGUGAUGAAACGCCUACUCUGCUCUUGCAGUUCAUCAGAGCCUGAUCUGGACCACAGUCCCUGCAGCCGUGGACUACCUGCAUAUGUCCUCUGGGCUGUUUUCAGCAUCUGGACCAUUAGAAAUCUCUGAGCCAGAGGAGCCUCAGAUCAGGACAGAUUGUGAUGGCUUCAGGAUUCCUGUUGAAAUUAAAGGAGGAGGUGACCUGCCCCAUCUGCCUGGAGCUCCUGACAGAACCCCUGAGCCUGUGCUGUGGGCACAGUUUCUGCCAAGCCUGCAUCACUGCAAACUACAAAGAAUCCAUGGUCAGUGAAGAGGGGCAGAACAGCUGUCCUGUGUGCCGAAGUAGUUACCAGCCUGGGAUCCUAAAGCCUAAUUGGCAUAUGGCCAACAUCGUAAAGACACUUAGGGAGGCCAAGUUGAGUCCAGACGAGGAGCAAAAGAGAGAUCUCUGUGAGCGCCAUGGAGAGAAACUCCUGCUCUUCUGUAAGGAGGAUGGGAAGUUCAUUUGCUGGCUUUGCGAGAGGUCACAAGAGCACCGUGGUCACCAUAUAUUCCUCAUGGAGGAAGUUGCCCAGGAGUACAAGGAAAAGCUGCAGGCAGCUCUGGACAGGCUGAGGGCUGAAAAGCAGGAAGCUGAGAAAAUGGAAGCUGACAUCAAAGAAGAGGGAACUUCCUGGAAGAAUCUGAUACAAAAUGAGAGACAAAUUGUCCAGGAUUGCUUUAAAAACCUGAGAGGCAUCCUGGACUCUGAAGAGCAGAAGGAGCUACAAAAGCUGGCGAAGGAGGAGGCAGAUAUUCUCCAUGACCUGGAACAGUCUGAGAGUGAGCUGGUCCAGCAGAGCCUGGUGUUGAGAGAUCUCAUGUCAGAGCUGGAGUAUCGGUUGCAGGGGUCAAUGGUGAAGAUGCUGCAGGAUGUGAAUGGCAUCAUGGAAAGGAGUAAGAUCUUUACUCUGAAGAAGCCAAAAACUGUCUCCAAGGAACAAAGGAGAGUGUUCCAAGCUCCUGACCUGAGUGAGAUGCUGCAAGCGUUUAAUGAACUGACUGAUGUGCGCCGUUAUUGGGAUGACAUUACCCUGUACCCUUCCACGGACAAACGAAAUGUUGCCAUUUCUGCAAAUCGGAGGCAAGUGAGAUAUGAGCACCAUCUCGAUGCAAAUACGAAGGCUUCUGCUGUACUUGGCUCACUGGUUAUCACAUCAGGGAAACAUUACUGGGAGGUGGAUGUGUCAGAGAAACAAUCCUGGUACUUGGGGGUAUAUGGUAAAAAAGACUCUGAUACCUCUAGUGAUCAACCUAAACGAUGCUUCUGGGUUAUAGGAUUAGAGCAUCAGUUUAAAUAUAAUGCUUUUGGGGAAUUUUCCUCCUCUGAUCCCUUGAAAUUAGCCCUCAGUCUGACUGUUCCUCCCCGCCGUGUUGGCGUUUUCCUAGACUAUGAUGCUCGCACUGUCUCAUUUUAUAAUGUCACAAACCAUGGGUUUCUCAUCUAUAAAUUCUCUUCAUGUUCCUUUUCUCAGAAAGUGUAUCCAUAUUUUUCUCCUAUGACAUGUACUGGCCCCAUGACACUGUGUUCUCCAAUUGAAAAAGGACCAGGCCUUCUACAGGAAGUGGGGAAAGUACAUGAUUAUGGAGGUGCGUUACUCAGAUGUCCUUUCUCUUCCUGCCAUUCUUAUCCUGCCCCCUUUGGUAUCACCAGCCCCGCAGGAGUUUGUGAGCAAGAAGAGUCCCUGGAACCAGGACAGGAAGAAGCCAGGGGAGUGGCCAUGGACUUUUCAUCACAAGAGAGCAUAAAAGAGGUGAGCUGCCCCAUCUGCUGGGAGCUCCUAACAGAACCCAUGAGCUUGGACUGUGGCCACAGCUUUUGCCAAGACUGUAUCACUGCAAAGAGUGAAUCAGGGAGCCCCCUAGGAUUGGAAUGCUGCUGUCCUGUUUGUCAGAGCAGAUACCAGCCUUGGAACCUCCAGUUUAACUGGCAGCUGGCAGAGAGAGUGAAGAAAUUCAGGGAGGUGGACAUGAAUUCACACCAGCCAAGGAGGAGAGAUCUCUGUGAACACCAUGGGGAAAAUUAUGAUAUCUUCUGUAAGGAUGAUGAGAAGGCUAUUUGUAGGCUUUGUGUCCAGGAGCACCAAGGUCACCAAAUGUCUCCCAUCAUGGAGGUGGUCAAGGAAUAUCAGGAGAAGCUCCAGGAAGCUCUGAAGAAGCUGUCACAGGAUCAGCAGGAAGCUGAGCAGUUGGAAGCUGACAUCCAUGAAGAGAGAGCUACUUGGAAGAAACUUAUACAGACAGAGAGAGAGAGGAUUCUGCAAGGGUUUGAGCAAAUGAGAGGCAUCCUGGACAAAGAGGAGCAGAGGGAGCUGCAAAAGCUGGAGGAAGAUGAAGGGAAUGUAAGCGAGCUUGACUCAGAUCUCCAGUCUCAUACGCCUGAAUCUGCAGAGUCUAUAGACAUGCCUCAGGAUGUGAUUAACGUCUUAAGAAGGACUGAGAUUGACACCUUGAACAAGCCAAAAAUUGUUUCCAACAAAGCGAAGAGUGCAUUCCGAUUUUCAGAUCUCAUUGGGAUGCUGCAAAUGUUUAAAGAGCUGACAGAAGUCCAAAGCUACUGGGUGGACUUGAUGCUGAAUCCACUCAAUGCUGUUUCGAAUGUUGUGAUUUCUGCGGAUCAGAGACAAGUGACAGUUGGGCAACAUUGUAUGUCUAGUAAUGUAUAUCCAUGUAAUCCAUGUAAUUUUUCUGCUUUUGAUGUUGUGGGCAACCAACAUUUCUCUUCGGGGAAAUAUUACUGGGAAGUUGAUGUGUCUGGGAAGAUUGCCUGGAUCCUGGGGGUAUACAGUACACCAAGUAACCUCAACAGAAAAAAAAGCUCUGGGUUUGUUUUUAACCCAAAUGUAAAUUAUUCAAAUGCUUACUCCAGGUUCAGACCUGAAAAUGGCUUCUGGGUUAUAGGCUUACAGAACGAAUCUGAGCACACUGCCUUUGAGGACUCUCCCACUUCAGAUCCCAAGGUCCUGACUCUUUACAUGGCUGUUCCUCCCUGUCGAGUUGGGGUUUUCCUAGAUUUUGAAGCAGGUACUGUCUCAUUUUUUAAUGUCACAAACCAAGGGUCACUCAUCUACAAGUUCUCUAAAUGUCACUUUUCUCAGACUGCUUAUCCAUAUUUCAAUCCUUGGAACUGUCCAGUUCCCAUGACCCUGUGCCCACCAGGCUCCUGAGCCCUCUCCUGCCCUCACCCACUCCUGCAUAGCAACUUGUCCUGGGGCUCACCUCCUGCCUCUGAGCUCACUGCUCCAUUCACACCAUCUGUUCUCUGUUGUCUCCCUUCUUCAGGACUUUUAGUCAUUUUGGGGGUUUGUACUGUUUCUGAUGUAAGUCAGACGGGAAGCUUAUUUGCUCAUUUACCAUUUUCUGUAUUCUCAGUGAGAGACAUCUAAUCCCUCCUAAAGACAGAGCAGUAUUGGUGUAACAGCUCUGCACUCCCAUUUCUCCAUAUUUUUGUUUAUCACUGAUCUGAAGAGACAUGGAUCACCAGUGUCCACCAGCCAUCACCUCAGGACAACACACAAUCAUCCCACCCACCCUCACCAACUAAGGAGUAUCUGAGUGUGUCUGUGUGUUGCCUAGCAUACAGCAGCAGGCUCGUUCAGAGGGCUGAGAAAAAAAACUAAAAACAAAAGUAAUAUAUGUAUCCAGAAUGAAAAUUUUAUGUUCCAAAUUUCUUAGUUCAAAUCUUGUCUCUUGUCAUAAAUGGUGUGUAACAAUCAAUAAAUUUUUGUUUCUUCUCAUAAAAUACAAA